AUGACGGAGAAAAUACCAACAAGCACUAGAUCUGGGCCAUUGCGAGCGGUCUUGCUGGUCGGUGCGAUCAGUGAAUACGGUUUCGGCCAAUUUGUGGUCCAAGAAUUGAUCAAGUCGAGGCACUCUUUCAAUCGAAUUGGAGUCUACCAUGAUCUGAAUCGUGACAAUGCGGCCAAAACGCCCGUUCUUGACCGAAUGAAGCAGGCAGGGAUAGAGGUUGUUCAUGGGAAAGGAUUUGAGAGUCCGGAUCCUUUUACGGGUUUCGACUGCAUCAUGAGUUUCCUUGGAAACUAUGGUUUGCAUCUGCAACCUUCACUGAUCGACUCUGCCAUUGCAGCAGGCGUUCGUCAUAUCUACCCUAGCGAGUAUGGUGCGGACAUUCUUGUCGGACAGAACUGGACACAAAGAUAUUAUGUCGAGAAAGUCAGGACUCGAUGUCACCUGGAGGAACGCGGAAAAGAUCUGCCCGAACUUGGAUGGACUUACGUGCUCUUUGGUCGGUUGACCGAAUGGGCAGUGCUAUCACACUUUGGGUUCGACAACCGGGCCGCGCGUGCCCAAAUCUAUGGAACACCAGAUGGAAAGCAAAGUUUGAUUAAUGCAACAGAUGCUGCAGCUUACAUCGUCAAGACUCUGCUGGAUCCAUUGACUUUGACGGACGCAAGAAGGAGAACUUACCGGUUUUCAGAGAGUUCACCAACGUAUGCGACACUCUUCAGAACUUUGAAAAUAGUGACAGGUAGGGAAUACCACGUCGAGUAUUUAGAUGUUGAAGCUGCGCAGCUCGAAGAACAAGCGGCGAAGCAGAGCGGCGACGUUGAUGCAGAACUUUCUGCGAGCCACAAAUUGAUUCAAGGACGACAAGGAACUUUGCUCCCCAUGCCUUGGGAUAACGAAAGGUUUCCAAGCGUGACGCCCUCAAGUCUCCAGGAUAGUCUGACGGCCGCCUUCGCCUCCCCUAAGCUCCGGAAAGCCUAUGGCUUGGAUUGA
Exophiala aquamarina CBS 119918 is the source of this 990-nucleotide messenger RNA. RefSeq lists its product as uncharacterized. The transcript has a single exon. The coding region runs from base 1 to 990 and encodes 329 amino acids. NCBI's taxonomy places the organism in Eukaryota, Fungi, Ascomycota, Eurotiomycetes, Chaetothyriales, Herpotrichiellaceae. The record is from RefSeq and is a predicted model, not a curated record.